GUUACAUUGGAGCACCUACCUAAGUCCUAUUCCUAUUACCAAAGUCAUCGUCUCUCUAGACCAAAAACCUCUCAUUUUGAAAUCUCGCUCUCCCUGUCCAAAGAAAGUAAAAAAAAAAAAAAAAGUAAAAAUGUCUGAAGGUGGUGGCAUGACUGUCCUAGACGGAACCCACCUCAGAUCUCUUCAGAUAUCCUUGCCGGACUCCGCCGUCAAUCUCAACGGAGCCGAGCUCCUUGAUUUUGCUGAUUCCAAAGCCUCGGAUUCCCUAUUUGGCCUCUCAUUGCCUCAAUCUCUCAAGUUCUCCGCUUUUCAACGCCUCAACAUCACUGAUGACGUCACUUUCCGGAAAACAGAACUCACUAGAGAAGCAGCAACUGAUAAACUCAAUCACUAUCUCACUGCCAUCGCUGACGAACUUAAAGAUAAUCCACUGGUGGUUUCUGUUUUGGAUGGGAAUACACUGAGGCUGUUUUUGGAGGAUGAAGAUGAUUUCGCAAUGUUGGCUGAGAAUCUAUUUACUGAGUUGGAUAUAGAAGAUAAAGGAAAGAUCAGCAAGUGUGAGAUAAGGAAUGCUCUUGUUAAUAUGGGAGUUGAAAUGGGUAUCCCUCCUUUUGAAGAACUUCCUUUGCUAAAUGACAUCUUAAAUAAGCACGGGGCAGAAGGAGAAGGAGAUUUGGGCCAAUCUCAAUUUGCUGAGUUACUUCAACCUAUUCUACAAGAAGUUGCUGAUACUUUGUCUCAAAAACAUGUUGUUAUUAUCCAGAAUAUUAAGAUAGUUAAUGGUUCUGAGCUAAGAAAGCUUUUGAUGACUGAGAAGAAACUGAACAAUGUCACAGAGAAGAUGCUGCAGGACAAGCGCGGCAAAAAGGCUGGCCAAAAUAACGCAGAGAUAAUUAGGGAUUUUCUUGAGGAAAAUGGAAAAGAGUUGGGCUUGCCAGCAUCAGAAGCCAACGAAGCAGUGGUUCUCCUCUACGAUGCGGUAUUCUCUGAUAUAAAGAAUGAAAAAUGUGCUGCAGAAUCAGAGGAUGAAUUUAAGGAACUUGUGAAGGAAAUCCUUGAGAAAUUUGCAGAGCAGCUUGAGGCCAAUCCUGUCUAUUGUGAUCUUGACAAUUGAGUUCCAAGUUGGUAUCUUCUGUCUAUUUGUUUGGGUGGCAGUAGCAGAAGUGAUUGCUGUUUGUGCAGCAUUACAUUAUCACCCUCUUGAUUUAAUAGUCAUAUAUUUUAUUCCAUUAAAAGUCUACAUGCAAACAUAUACGGAUGGGUACACAUUGUAAUGCCAGUCUUGUAUCUUGAUAUCAGUUCUUAUAUAACAUGCUUUGAUAUGAUUUUACAGA
Messenger RNA from Ricinus communis (castor bean), 1334 nucleotides. RefSeq lists its product as uncharacterized. The transcript has 4 exons. The record is from RefSeq and is a predicted model, not a curated record. NCBI's taxonomy places the organism in Eukaryota, Viridiplantae, Streptophyta, Magnoliopsida, Malpighiales, Euphorbiaceae. Gene Ontology annotation, molecular function: calcium ion binding. The coding region runs from base 131 to 1114 and encodes 327 amino acids.